Molecule: messenger RNA, 2490 nt
Organism: Lactuca sativa (garden lettuce)
Lineage: Eukaryota; Viridiplantae; Streptophyta; Magnoliopsida; Asterales; Asteraceae
Source: RefSeq, a predicted model, not a curated record
UCCAUUAAUGGCCUUCUACGUCUAUUUCUUCUUCAUCAAUCGUAACUAUCCACCUCCUCCUCCUCCUACUACUACUACAUGGAAUUUCAACCAUCCACCUCGUCCUCCAUGGAAGAGUCACAACCAUGCCGCGUCUUCGAAUUUCAUGAGAUUCUUUCAGCAACUGAUGACUUUGAUGAAUCCUUAGUAAUUGGGCAUGGGGGAUUUGGAAAAGUUUACAAGGGUAAUGUUUUCAAAGGAUCAAGUCAUGUUGUUGCUGCCAUUAAACGGUUGGAUUCCCUGUCCAGCCAAGGGGAAGCAGAGUUUUGGGCAGAAAUUGAAAUGCUUUUCAAAUUCCGUCACUGUAAUCUUGUUUCUUUGUUUGGUUAUUGUAAUCAUGAAAAGGAGAUGAUCCUCGUAUACGAGUAUAUGCCAAAGGGAACCCUCGAAGACCACCUCCAUAAACUCGGUACCCCUCUUUCAUGGCUUCAGCGACUCAAGAUCUGUAUAGGUGCUGGUCGUGGUUUAGACUACCUUCACACAGGUACUGGGAUUGAAUUGGGUGUUAUACAUCGUGAUAUCAAGAGCUCAAAUAUCUUAUUACAUGAAAGCUGGGCAGCUAAAAUUUCGGAUUUCGGGUUGUCGAGGAUAGGCCCAACAAAUCAGCCAUCCACUUAUGUCAACACACUUGUUAAAGGCACCUUUGGGUAUUUCGAUCCAAAUUAUUUCAUAACUGGAAAGCUGACCAGGAAGUCUGAUGUGUAUGCUUUUGGGGUGGUGUUGUUGGAAGUGUUGUGUCGGAAACGUGCAGUGGAUAAGAGCCUUGAUGAGGGUUUAGUGACAUGGGCUCGAGAUUCUAUCAAAGAUGGCAAUUUAAAGACUAUAAUUGAUCCUGAUAUAAGGGGUCAAAUAUCAGCGAAAUGUCUGAAGGAGUUUGUCCGAAUUGUAGAGAGAUGUUUGCUAAGCAGUCCAAAGCAACGACCAACGAUGGCUGAAGUAAUAGUCAGUCUUGAUUCUGUACUAACUUUACAAGAAAAAGCUAAUGGUUCCUUGCAGGCUGCUGGCAAAACAAUGUUUGGAAGAAUGCGUGAUAUGUUUCUCUUCCCCACCAACGGAGACAACUCUGGUAUUUCAAGCUCUUUGUAUACAUCCCCCCUUGAUUUAAAGCUAUCAAGCAAGGGCAACAGUGGAAAUGCUGAUGAUGAUAUUGUAGUGGCUGACAACAGUAGAAAUACAAGUUUGAAAGUAGUUAAGUUUGCCGAUUUAGAAAGGGCUACAAGAGACUUUAGUUUUUGCUUAUAUAUGGAUGGUCUUGGAAAGGUGUUUUUAGGUUGGCUUGACGAAGACACAUUCGUCCCUUCAACAGAGGGUGUUGGAGUUGCUGUUGCUGUUAAAAGAUACAAUAAUCUACAAUAUUGGCAGACAGAGGUGAGCAUCUUAGGACGGUUGAGUCAUCGAAAUAUUAUUAGUCUCUUGGGAUACUGUGAUGAUAAGGACCACAAAUUCUUGCUUGUUUAUAAGUACAUGCAGAACCGAAAUCUUGGCGACUUCUUAUUCACAGAUGCACGAGAUGUUGCCGAACCACUUUCCUGGGAAACACGACUUAAAAUAAUGAUAGGAAUAGCACGUGCACUCACUUAUAUGCAUUCUUCAGAAAAUCAAGUCAUCCACCGUGAUGUUAAAACAUCUAAGAUAUUGUUGGAUAAGGAUUUUAAUGGAAAACUAGGGGGUUUUGAUUUGGCAAAAUUUGGACCAGCAACCAGGGAGAUUGAUGUUACUACACGUAUAGUGGGUACAAUUGGUUAUACGGACCCCAAGUAUGUAAGCACUGGUCAUGUGAGUGCAAAGAGUGACAUCUAUAGUUUUGGGGUGGUGUUGCUGGAAACCCUAACAGGCCAACGAGCAUCAAGAAAGAACCCACCUUUUGACAUCGGUUUGGUAGAAUGGGCAAGUAUAGUCCUAGCAGACAGAAGCGAGCUAAAGAAGAGAAAUAUCCGGCAACAGUGGCGCUUGGAUCGGCGUCAACGGCGACCGGAGCGGAAACGACAUCGUGAAUGGCGGCAACAGCAAGGACGAACCCAACAGCAGCAGCAUAGCAGUCGGAAGGACACCGGAAUAGCCAAAAGCGGCAGCGAACGGCAGGAGAGGCAGACACAUCAGACCUGUGGCGUUCGACGGCGGAAGAAUCCCCAAAGAGGCGGUGGUAGCGGCGAUUUUUGCGAUAACAACCACCACCUCACAGUGGUGGCGACGGAGAAUGGUGGCGGAACAGGAGAAGACGUGAUAGGUUGGCGGCCUCCAUCGGGAAGGAUAAUAGCGACGCCAAAAUUGACCUCAUGUCGAUCCCUCGCUGCCAUGCCGUCUAGGGGAGGAUUCCGACUUCAAUGUGAUAGCAUAGCGGCGGCUCGGUGGUCGGACACGCCAAGAAGGGUGACGGCCGGCAAUGGAGGAAAGGAGAGUGGCGGUUGUUGCAUAACAUUAGGUUUAGGGUUUCUUUUCUCCAUGCGAUGA